Messenger RNA from Australozyma saopauloensis, 1389 nucleotides. RefSeq names its product histidine phosphatase family protein. Lineage: Eukaryota; Fungi; Ascomycota; Pichiomycetes; Serinales; Metschnikowiaceae. The coding region runs from base 1 to 1389 and encodes 462 amino acids. Gene Ontology annotation, cellular component: fungal-type cell wall. The record is from RefSeq and is a predicted model, not a curated record. Gene Ontology annotation, molecular function: acid phosphatase activity. The transcript has a single exon.
AUGGUCUCUGUUUCCAAACUUUUGAACAACGGUCUUCUUCUUGCGAGCCAAGGCGUCUUCAGAGACGUGGCCACUCCAGAUCAAGCCUCUGUUGAAUCUUACAACUACGUCAGAUUCUUGGGUGGUGCUGGACCAUACGUCCAACACCCAGGCUACGGCAUUUCCACCGACAUCCCGGAACAAUGUACUUUGGAGCAAGUCCAUUUGUUGUCCAGACACGGUGAGAGAUAUCCUUCCACCAAGGUCGGUGUUAAGCUCGAGGCCAUUUGGGCUAAGGUCAAGUCGUACAACCAAACCUUCAAGGGCGAGUUGGCAUUUUUCAACGACUACACCUACUUUGUUCCAAAGAAGGAAUUGUACGAAAAGGAGGUUUCUGCGUACAACUCCGAGGGAACUUUCGCUGGUACCACCAACGCUGUCAGACAUGGUGUUUCUUUCAGAUCGAAGUACAACACCUUGUUCAACUCGACCACCGAGAAGCUCAAUGUGUUCACCUCCAACUCGGGCAGAUGCCAUGAGACUGCCAGAUACUUCGCUCGUGGUUUCUUGGGCGACCAAUACUCCGAGAAGGCUGCCAACUACUACAUUCUCGCCGAGAACCUGACCAUGGGCGCCAACUCUUUGACUCCAAGAAAGGCCUGUGCCAACUUCGACGACUCCAUCAACGACCACGUCAUUGAGAAGUACGACGACUCGUACUUGGAGGGCGCCAGAGACAGAUUGUUGAAGAAGAACAAGAACUUCAACUUGACCAAGACCGAUGUCUUCGACCUCUUCUCUUGGUGUGCGUUCGAGACCAACGUUAGAGGCUCUUCUCAGGUCUGCAGCCUUUUCACCAACGAGGAAUACGUCAAGUACGCUUACUCGCUCGACAUUGACAACUACUACUCCCACGGUCCUGGCCACAAUGCUUCUGCCGUCAUUGCCGCUCCAUACCUUAACGCUACCACCCAGUUCUUGAACGAGGAGAACCCUAAGUACAAGGUUGUUCUUGCUUUCACCCACGACACCGAUCUUGAACUUCACCUUGCUGGUCUUGGUUUGGUUGGCCCUGAGAACCCAUUGCCAGUUGAUGAGAUUCCAUUCCCAAGCCCUUACUCCCAUGUUCAAAUUUGUCCUCAAGGCGCCAGACUCGUCACCGAGAAGUACAAGUGCGGCAACGAAUCUUACGUCAGAAUUGUGUUGAACGAUGCUGUUAUUCCUAUUAAGGGUUGCAAGAACGGCCCAGGUUUCUCUUGUAAGCUUUCCGACUACAACAAGUACAUCCAAGGCAGAAUCGGCGGCAUUGACUACAAGAGCCAGUGUGGAAUCGGCAACGCUCCUGAGAAGGUUACCUUCUUGUGGGACUACGCUUCCAAGAACUACACUGCUCCUGACAUCAACAAGUAA